GGCGAGCGGAGUCCUCGCUUCUUGCGCAGGGGCGCUAGGGCUUGGGCAGCGAAGCGGUGAGGUCAGUGGUGUCGCACUGUGGACUUCUCUGCGUUCGUCCCUCGCCCCGCCCGAGGCCGUAGAGCUGAUCGGUGGCGGGUGGCAGUGCCCUUGGAGGCGCGGCAGGUGCCUUGGCGCACGCCGGCCUCAGCAUGGUCCAGCUCACCACUGUCCUGUGCAGAGCCUACCGUGGAGGACAUUUAACCAUCCGCCUUGCCCUGAGUGGCUGUACCAACCGGCCUUUCUACCGCAUUGUGGCUGCUCACAACAAGUUUCCCAGGGACGGCCGUUUCCUGGAGCAGCUGGGCUCCUAUGAUCCACUGCCCAACAGUCACGGAGAGAAAAUUGUUGCUCUCAACCUAGACAGGAUCCGGCAUUGGAUCGGCUCCGGGGCCCACCUCUCUAAGCCUGUGGAGAAGCUUCUGGGUCUUUCUGGCUUUUUCCCUCUGCAUCCCAUGAUGAUCACAAAUGCUGAGAGGCUGCGAAGGAAACGGGCACGUGAAGUUCUCUUAGCAUCUCAGAAAACAGAUACAGAGGCUACAGAAACAAAAACGAGCUGACUUCAGUGAGCAGAGCAUUGGGGAAAAGGUCAAAGUCCUCUUAAACACUUGUGCAGAGCUCUUAGUUUUAUUAGAUUUGGAGGUCAAUAAAUGGAGUUUCUGAGUCACCCA
Molecule: messenger RNA, 710 nt
Organism: Ailuropoda melanoleuca (giant panda)
Lineage: Eukaryota; Metazoa; Chordata; Mammalia; Carnivora; Ursidae
Gene: MRPS16
Product: mitochondrial ribosomal protein S16
Exons: 3
Coding region: 192-599 (135 amino acids)
Biological process (GO): mitochondrial translation
Cellular component (GO): mitochondrial small ribosomal subunit; ribosome
Molecular function (GO): structural constituent of ribosome
Source: RefSeq, a predicted model, not a curated record